UCGAUGAAGAUAAUCCGGGUGAGCGGCUCGCAAACAAAUGCCUCUCAUUUUCCUAGGCCACACACGGACCUAUCAAUCGCGUCUUUUUUAUUGAGGACGACGCCUCGUGCUCAUGGUACGAUUCACAUUCGUCAGCGGCGUUCUCGCCGCGACCUUAGCAUGCGCCCAGUCUCAGAAUGAGACCGGACAAAAUCCGGGAUGGCCGCGGUGGUGUGGAAAGGUUUACGAACCUGGGUAUCCCUCUUUCGAGCCCGGCGGUGAAACGACAGAGCCUGCUCUAAUCAACUCCGACGGCUCACCGAAUCUGUACGUGCAAAUUAAGCCACGGCAUAGCAUAUAUCUAGAAGGAGAAGAGAGAGGGUCAAUUAUCGUGAACGCAGCACUAUCGCCUUGGUACGGCGAGCCCUGGACAAAUUCGACGACGGACGGGUCCGUGACAGAGCCGUUCACGGAGUUAUUUUUCUCAAUCAGUCUAGCAUCUGACAAUAAUGCCGGUGGGCCAAUCGUUAAGGGUAGCGCGCCGAUCAAUGCGUCGGCGGCCGCAUUCGACUUUGAUCUAUCCAGCCUAGAGCCUCGACUAGCUCCGUACGAUGUCGUGCUCUUCGGGAUGUCGAAGUUUGGUGAGCAAAGUUACAUGGCGAGUAGCUCGUUCCGGUACUUGCCAGACAUCGCUCCCGAAGGAAGCGCGACUAAGAUCGACAAUCUAAGCGGCGGACUGCUUUUUCGAAACGCGCAGACGGGUGGCGCUUUCGAACCGUUACUGCCGUAUGGAUUUUACGGACUGUAUAAUGGGUCUAACAGCACGGUAGAAAGUGCAGGAUUCGUGAGCGAGUACUCUAGCGACGGGAAGGGCCUCAAUGGGAUCGUCUCCCUAGCGGGCUUCGCCGACACGAAUCCGGUGUACGAUAGUAUGGACGCGUCGAGUAUGCGCUUCAUGUUUGAUUUGCGCGGCUCUUACAAGAACCUGACUGAGGUUGAGCAGCGCGUGAACACUAUUAAGCACCGUAGCUCACUUUUCGCAUACUGGACAGCUGACGAGCCUGAUGGCUGGCAAGUCCCCUUCGAAACCACACCAGCAGCACAGGAAUUGAUUCACGAAUUGGACCCGUAUCACCCUGUAGCCGUCACGCUCAAUUGUCAGGACUACUAUUUCGGAGAGUACUCUGUCGGGGGAGAUAUUUUAAUGGCCGAUCCGUAUCCAAUAGCGAUUAAUAGUACGUUCUCCAAAUGGGGUACGGUGUGUAACAGAACACUCGGGGACUGUGGCUGCGACAACUGUAACGGGAACGUACAGGAUGUGACUAGCCGUCUCGACAAUCUGAUCCAAUAUGAGAAGUGGCUCGGUCGCUGGCCGCUUCCUAAAUUCAUCAACCCGCAAGCGUUCUACGGCGAAGACUACUGGUUCCGUUACCCUACCACUGCCGAGGCCUUUGUCAUGAACGCCCUCGCCUUCAACCGCGGUGUCGCGGGUACCUUCGCUUGGACGUGGCCGACCAGCCAGGAACUAUUCGCGGCUCACUCCCAAAUGGCGGCUGUAGUCACUAACGCACCUGUGCGUGACUUCCUAUUAGGCGGUCAGCCUGACGGUAACACCAAGCUUGCUGAUGGGCCGCUUGUUGACAUAUCUUACUGGGUUAAAGGAGGGCAGGUUAUGGCGAGCGUGGUGAAUGGAGCGUACGAGGAUGUGCCUGGUCCAAUAUCCAUAGGGCUGCCAAUGACUGUUUCCAGUAUCUCAACCGUGGCGUUUGGUGGGUUGUCAUGGGAACUGUCCGACGGGCAGUUGAAAAUAGAGACACUCCCUGCCAUGUCGGCUAGUCUUGUCAUUCUGGAUUUGGAAUAGUCCAACGUCAUAUCACGAUCACUAUAACCUAAUGAAAUAUCUACUAAGAUCGCGUACAGCUGCAUCACUUGCCUAAUGGAUAGUAAACCAACCAAUCACGGCACACUGGGGCUGCGCGCCUAUAAAUUUUGAUGGUAUAGUGCCAUCUGUGUCACCAUGCCGGCAAACGAUAGAACCGGCCAGAGCAACAUUGACACUCCAUCAAUCCAUCGUAUCACAAUUAGGUCAUCCAAUCGACGGCGGUCGAUAC
Molecule: messenger RNA, 2090 nt
Organism: Annulohypoxylon maeteangense
Lineage: Eukaryota; Fungi; Ascomycota; Sordariomycetes; Xylariales; Hypoxylaceae
Exons: 2
Coding region: 113-1840 (575 amino acids)
Source: RefSeq, a predicted model, not a curated record